Lucilia cuprina (Australian sheep blowfly) is the source of this 372-nucleotide messenger RNA. RefSeq lists its product as uncharacterized. Lineage: Eukaryota; Metazoa; Arthropoda; Insecta; Diptera; Calliphoridae. The record is from RefSeq and is a predicted model, not a curated record. Bases 1 to 372 code for a protein of 123 amino acids. The transcript has a single exon.
AUGUUACUUAAUGGAAAGUCGUAUUCGCUUUUACGAAAACUUAAUUUAUUGCAAGAACCAUCUAUCAACUUAAAGGCUGAUGAAAAAUUAGAAUUAGUAAGACAAAAAGCUCAGGAAAACAUAAGAAAAUCUUACGAACGUAACGCAAAGACCUAUAAUCUUCGUUCACGUCCAGUAACUUUUGACAUAGGACAAAUAGUGUAUAGGAAAAAUUUUGCUCAAUCGAAGGCCAUUGAACAUUUUAAUAGCAAACUUGCUAACCAAUAUGAGAAGGCUAAAGUUGUGGCUAAGCAUGGGUCAUCAUAUUACGAGCUUCAGGACAUGACAGGCAAAAACCUUGGAAAAUUUCAUGCAAAAGACAUUAGAACAUAG